GACCACUCGGUUCUUCACAGUGUAUGGUUCCCUCUCGUGCCGGUCUGUAGCCCUAAUGUCAGUGCUGCUGUGUCUCGCAGCGUGCGCGCUUUUCUUCUACGUGCUCGUGUACUACGGCGUGUUCAGAGGAGCGCGGUGCUCCCGCUCGGUGAAGCUGGAGGGGAGGACGGUCAUCGUGACAGGGGGGAACACUGGCAUCGGCAAGGCCACGGCUCUGGAGCUGGCUAAGAGAGGAGCCAGGGUGAUUCUGGCCUGCCGCAACCAGGAGAAAGCCGAUGCUGCUGCCUUUGACAUCCGCAGGGAGAGCGGGAACAAUCAGGUGGUGUUCAUGCAGUUAGAUCUGGCGAGUCUACAGUCUGUGCGCAGUUUUGCUAAAACCUUCCUGAAGACUGAACCCAGACUGGACAUUCUUAUCAACAACGCAGGUGUGAUUAGUCAAGGACGCACAGAGGAUGGCUUCGGCCUCACGUUUGGGGUGAACCACCUUGGUCACUUCCUGCUCACCAACCUCCUCCUUGAGCGACUGCAGCAGUGUGGACCAACCCGCGUUGUCACUGUGUCUGCACUCCUGCACCGCUUUGGAAACAUUGACUUCCAUCUGCUGGCUUCCAAGAAAGAUUUGGUGUCAGGUCAAUCCACCUGGUACAACGUUCAGGCCUACUGCAGCAGCAAGCUGUGUAAUGUGCUCUUCACCAGGGAGCUGGCCAAUAGGCUGGAGGGCACUCGUGUCACCUGCUACACCCUGCACCCAGGAGUCAUCUACACAGAAAUAUUACGCAAUAUGAGCCUGUGGCAGCAGCUCCUCAUCAUGCCCUUUGCCAAGCUUUUCUUCAUGGACCCGGAGGGGGGGUCCCAGACCACCCUGCACUGUGCCCUGCAAGAGGGCAUCGAGCCUCUCAGUGGACGCUACUUCUCUAACUGCGCACUCCAACGAGUUGGCGCCAAGGGACGAGACGAUGCCCUGGCAAAGAAGCUGUGGGAGUUGAGUGAGAGAUUAACAGGUUUAUGACAUUUGACUGAAACCUAAUCCAGAUGUUCCAAAGACUGUAUGGACAGUCAGUGCUUUACAGACCUCAAUAUGCCUUGUUGUUGGUCAAUGUUCCUUUAAGGGCUGGUUUCAAAUAAGGUGGAUAUUUGCUAUACAUCUAUUGUAAAGCUUGUGCCUCCUGUCUGGGCUAUGACAGUUUUCCACAGAGAUGUCUAAAUUGUCCUUUUCACUCUGUCUGGCAACAAAUUGAUUGCUUUUUUACCAUCAGUCCCAAUUUGGCAUUAUUCAGACCUAUUUAAAAAUGAACAAAUAUGUGGUUUGUGUAAUAAUAGGCAUCUGCAGCAGGUGUUAACCCAAUUGAGGAAAAAGCCUGUCUGCUGAGUCAAUGUAGAGCCAUGAGUGAUUAUGCUCUAUGCCCUUAAUUGCUUUGAUUCCGAGUUAGCUGAUAGAGGGUUAGCUUUAGCCUGAAGACCUCCUCGCUUCCCUCGCCUUCACUUACCUAAGUCUUCUAACCCCAACCUCCUGUUUACUUUGUAUUUGUGUUUCAGAAGUGUCUGUAACUGGGACUUAAAUGUUCAACACAUUUAUAUCUUUAUUAACCCGAUUUGUUGAGCUCACCUGAACAUGAAAUCUGUGUAAGUUACUAAUUAAACACGUUUUAUAACGGUU
Platichthys flesus (European flounder) is the source of this 1657-nucleotide messenger RNA. It is a transcript of the gene dhrs13b.1, whose product is annotated as dehydrogenase/reductase (SDR family) member 13b.1. The record is from RefSeq and is a predicted model, not a curated record. Lineage: Eukaryota; Metazoa; Chordata; Actinopteri; Pleuronectiformes; Pleuronectidae. The transcript has 5 exons. Bases 56 to 1009 code for a protein of 317 amino acids.